UAGUCUUUGUCUCUAACAUAGGGCUGCAAAACUCCUGCUCUGAGAAGUUCAUUGUAGACUGCUGUCUCGUCACUCGCAGACUCGUACAGAGAGGAUGCCCUCUGUUGAAAAUAGCACAAUGGCUGACAGCAAAACGAAGUCCGCUAAAUCUGCAAAUAAGACUCCUCCAAAGUCUCCAGCAGAUCCAGUAAAGGAGAAGGCAGCUAAACGGUUGUCCUGCGAGUCCAACAGUUCCCAUGAGGGGGCCGUGGCAGGAGAGCUCAGUGCCCUUGAAGAGGCUUUUAGAAAAUUUGCCAUCCAUGGAGAUACCAGAGCCACAGGAAAAGAAAUGCAUGGGAAGAACUGGUCCAAGUUAUGUAAGGACUGUCAUGUGAUAGAUGGGAAGAAUGUGACGAUCACAGAUGUUGACAUUGUCUUCAGUAAAAUCAAGGGGAAAUCCUCUAGGACAAUUACUUUUGAACAGUUUAAGGAAGCUCUUCAAGAACUCUCCAAGAAACGAUUUAAAGACAAGAAUGACGAGGAAGCGGUUCAAGAAAUACAUAAACUAAUUGAAGGAAAAGCCCCAGUCAUAUCGGGAGUAACGAAAGCUAUUUCAUCUCCAACUGUAUCGCGCCUUACAGACACAACAAAAUUCACGGGUUCCCACAAAGAGAGGUUUGAUCCCAGCGGGAAAGGAAAAGGCAAAGCAGGACGAGAAGACCUCGUCGACUCUUCGGGAUAUGUAUCUGGGUAUAAGCAUGCAGGCACAUAUGAUCAUAAAGUACAAGGAAGCAAGUAAGCCUGGGUUAAAAACCUGAGAGAGAAUAUACCUGUAAGAAUGAUGUAGAUGAAUCCCACAUGAUUCAGUUAUCGUGAAUGCUAAGACUAUGUUGUCAAGACGUGUUUUCAGGAACUGGAACUGAUUUCAACAUCUGCUGAGAUAUUUGCAGCACAGCACCACUUCAUUACAUUCCUCAUGCUUACAUUGGCCAAAAAAACCCCAAAACAAACCCCGUAAAUAAAAGGUAACACAAAAGUUGUUGAGCUUUAGACAAGAAACCAAAAGCAAGGGCUGUUAUUCCACACCUUGUCAAUACUAGCAAAAGAUCUGCAAACAUUCCUAAAUGUCCAGUUUGUUCUUGGGUGUAGAAGACAACCUCUUUCCAGGUAAGUGGGAAGGAGAGUCUUGUGAUAGCAGCCUUUCUGAAGAGAAUAUCCAGAUAUUUAUGCUUUUUGAUUUGACUACUUAUUUAUUUGUAAAGGUGUCUUAAAAGGGACCUUGCACUGCCCUCAAAGACACAAAUUCAGCAUUGUACUAAUGGGAAAUAAAUGGCUGGAAUAUACAAGGUGCUAUCAUGAAAAUCAAAUUCCUACACCAUUUGUGAACAGCAAAAAAAGGACUUCUUUACUUCUGACUGAGACAAUUUAGGCUCCAAUUUAUUUGUGUCAGCAGAAAGAUGUGGAAGAUACCAGCCCUCAUUUCCCCACCCCUCAAAAAAUACCCAUAGACAAACAGACUUCUCAGAGCCAAUACUGUACUUCUUGCAAAUUACCACGCAUACCGGUAGCAUGGUUCUGACUGACAUACAGGACCUGGAUGGAGCUAACAUACUAAUAUGAGAUGUAAAAAGACUAGGCAUUACUAAGGAAGUCUUGAUGGAUAUAUUAAUAUUGUUUGCAAUCUGUUUUUAGUUUUGCACUGCCUCUUGAGUGAAGCGCAGGGGGCAUUAAGUUGAGAUACUUUGUAAAUGAGAAAUAUGAACUAAAUACCACUGAGGAGAUUUUCAUUAAGUUUGAUGCAUAUUCUCAUGAACAGGUAGACAUGCCCAGGGACACACACUCUCUUUAAGUCGGACCAGAUUUAAGAAAGUCCGUGGUCACUCUGAAAUACCCCAAAGAUGCUUAUCACAUAGUCGUAUAAGUGUAACCCACCACUAAGGCUAGUUAUGUGAUUUGCUAGUAUCCGUGUUUGAAGCAAAGAGGCUUGAUUCUCCCCCCACUGACCCUGCCAGUGCCAAGCAGGACUAAUUCCACCAAAGGCAAUGGAUUUCCACGGCUAUGAGAGGAGAGUGCAGUUCUCUGUCUGAAAAAUUUUAUAAACAGGCUGCUGAGUACCAACCCAUCUAGGCCCAGUGUAAUAAGUGGUGGUCCUUUGAUUAAAAGUGGCUCCUUCUAUGUCACUUAGUUUGCUGUUCUUUGUAUUCUAAGCCAUAUUGGCUCUUGAAAUUUCCAUAGAACAGAACAAGCGCUAGAUUUUCUCAGACUGCUGAUACAAAAUGAUAAAAAAAUCCAGUUAGGUUGGCUAUUUAGAAAUGCCAGGUUAAAGUUCUGCUUUGCUUUCUAUGAAACAGAGUUCAGACAUCGGCUUUAAUGUAGAAUAAAGGUUAAUCUACUAUACUGCCUCUUUUUUAUCACGAUCCCAUGCAGGGUUCUACUGUGCCCUAAAUAAAUAGCUUUCUUUAGUGAGUUAUAUGCACUAACCUCAUCUAACUCCUCAUGCAGGGCAACACUCUGUACUUGGCAUAUGUCCAGAAACUGAACACUAGUUUUCAACCCUUCAACAGCCUGUUUUUUGUUUUCUGCUGACAUUCAAUGGAAGCUUUUCUUGUAACUUUGCCUCCCAUGACCCUUUCAGCCAAUGCAUUGACGGGAAACCAAAACAACAAUAAUAAACACAGGGAAAGAACUUCCUCAUGGGCUUGGAGAUUCUGUGUUUUGCUUUUUGUUUGUGGUUUGUUUUGAUUUUUAGUUUGGAGGAGAGGAGGGAGUUUGCCAAAACUAACACGUGGUUUUUCACCAUUGGGUUUUUUCCUCUGGUGGCUCUGGUUACCUGAUACAAUUUUACACACACACCAGGCUGUCAGCCUGGAAAGAUUUAUGUUUGUGAAGAGAUUUCCAAGUGCUUCAGAGCUUUACCCACGUUUGCCAAAUAAUCCAAUUCCUGAAAAAGGAAGAAUUAUCCACUUGAUAUCUCGUACUGGCUACCUGCCAUCCCUUUCAAAGCUGGAUAAUAACUUUCAGCCAUGUUCUGGUACAUGGGAUUGCUAAAUUAUACCAAAGAGCAGUGGAGGGCAGAAAAAUGUAGGAAGUUCAUUCCUUCUCAAAAUACAGCAUUGAAACUAUACAUCUGGGCAGUCUUUGAGGACAUCUGUUUUUAUUACCACGAGCAGAAGGCUAAUGAACCUUGAAUUGGAUUACGGGUACCAUAGUACAGAAGCUGAAUCUUCUUACCAUUGACAUGAGCACUUGGAGCCUGAUGCAGUUAAGCAGGUUUGGGUCAGAUCCAAAGCAGAGACAGCAUCCUGCAUGUCAUUGAAUCCUUGGAGCAUUACUAGCAAACUACCGGUACCUUAUUCAGUACACCAGGCAAUCCCAGCUCCCAUGGGCUGAAGCGUUGAGAGUGUUUUGAUGGUGAUGAAAUACUAAUGAUCCCUGAGGUGGGUCAGUGCUCCAAAAGUUGUUGCCCUGCUCUGUGGCCAUACAGAUGAUGUGGCAAAGCUUUCAGGGAAGAGAUUGAAACUCACUGCUGUGGGCAAGUGAAAGGCCACAGACAGAGAAGGGCCUGAGUACAGAGGAGGCUCUGUGUUUAGAGUGGGUGCUAGUCUUACUUCCAUGCGCUGAUGUUGAGAAGAGAUGCUUAAUGACUGCUUGUCUCCCAGAUGUGGGUUUGAUGGUAUCAGCCCAGGUGUAGCCAGAGAUAUUGCCUGUUACUUCUGUUUUUAGAGGUCCUCUAAAAACAAAAAUGUUCCCUGAGUGUCUGAAUUAUAGCUCUGAGAAAUCAAUGGGAAUCUUUCCUCUGACUUCAGUGGGCUUUGGAUCCAGAGAUGACAACAUUGUACCUUGAGGAAUUUUCUUCUUAAAAAGCAUGAAUCCAUUCUGCUUUCAUUUUUUUUGUUUUGGUUUUCUUUAUUGGGUGUGUAGAAAGUUACUCUGAAAUGAGAGUGAGGAGGGAAGAUAAAAGCUGGAAAAAUAGUCCAUUCUGACUCUUUUUUGUUUGUUUGAGAUUUGAGAACACAGGGGAGCAACAGCUCGAAAGCACCUAUUUCUUAGGAGUGGAUUCAGCCUGGCUCUCACAGACAUAGUCUUUGUGGAAAGGAGGUGAAGAAUAUCUCCUGGCCCCUGUAUAGUUGCACAUCUUGCCUGUGAUACAGGCUUUUUCCUUUUGGCAUCUCAGAAGAUGGGCAGAGGGGAGGGUCAAUGAACAGGAGGCAGUAAGAUGCACUCAUCAAGAGAUGUGUAGCGAUAGGUGCUCUCACUGUCCACCAAUCCCUCUAAGUUGCACCAGAAUGGUAGGGACCUAACCCAUUACAAGUUUUGUGCUUGCCAUUCUUUUCCUUGUGCCUGAGCCCAUUCCAUUGCUCUAUCAGUCUGAUUUGACACACAUAAUCUUGCCAGCGUCCCCCUCUCACGCUUUCUUUCACUCUCUCAUGCACGCAUGCGAACCUUCCCCCCCAUUGUCCUCAUCAAGAUCCUGUCUUCUUUAUUGCAUUGCUCUCAAGUAUAAUUCAAUCUUGCAUCUUUUGAAGUUCCUAACACUGAGGAAAAUGUGAUGAGAUGCAUCAAAUGCAUUGGGCAGGCAAGGUUCGUUAAGUAGAUGCGAUAUCUUUUAUUAGACCAACUGAGUGCCCCCCAAGCACAAAACUUGUGAGUACUCAGUUGGUCUAAUAAAAGAUAUCCCAUCUUCUCAAAGAACCUUGCCUGCCUAUGUCCUUAGACCAACACAGCUACAACCAAAAACUCAGUUAAAUGCAUCAGGGCAGUCAUCCAACCCACAUCGCCCCCCCCGCUUUUUUUUUUUUUAAACAAAAUGAACAGUUUAUUUAAAAAUAAAUUCCUUAAACUACGGGUGUCAAAAAAUGGACCAUGGACCAGAUCGAGUCCAUGGAUUGUGUUAUUUGGCCUGUGGAGCUAGAAAUUUGGUGGUGGGACAAGUGGUGGCUGCUAUGGCUCUGGGCACCACAGCAAUUAAUGCUGCUGCUACUUAUUCUAUCCCCAGAUUUCUGGCCUUGUAGCCAGCCUGUGGAUCAGCUCCAUACUCCAGAUCCAGCCCAUGGGGAUCCCUGUGCUACUUAUCUGGCCUGUAGGCCUGGAUGAGUAACGUCUCUGCCUUAAAAAAUCGGAUUGAGUAUGUUCUGUAGGAUGUCCAGCCAUAGGGACUGGACUUCAGGCACAGUGUGUAAAUUGAAGCGUAUGCGUAAAUACUUGCAGGACAAAGGCCCAAGAUAAGAUGCUGAUUGAGACAAAAUAAUAUAAUUAAUUUUCUUAAAUCAUGAAUUGGCCUAAAAUUCUGUUUUGAUUCUGUCAUUACUGCUGGUAAAUCACUUAAAACGUACAAUGUGCUGUAAUGUAUAUGCAGUGUGGGUGCCUCACUACUUAGGACUUCUUUCCAGAAAUCCCACUUACAUAGAAUUCUCAGUAAAGUUUUCUUUCUUUUUUUUUUUUUUUUCAUGCCACAUAAACUAUUGUGACAGCCUUACAUAUUGGCCAUUUAAAAGGCCAAUUUUGUUUCAGGAGUUUUUCUGUAUGAACAAUUUCUGUAAGAUAACUUUUACUCAGAUAUUUAAGAAUCCAGACAAAGUAAAUAUUUUACACUGGGCAGGAUAAGCCACUGGUUUUAACAUUUGCACGUUGAUUUCCUAGCAACCCUUCAGUUUCAGUCAAAGAUGUAUGAUUUAUUUCUGGAUGCGUGUGUGCGUAUGUGUGUGUGUGUGUGUGCAUGUAUACCUAACUCAAAAGACUAUUCAAAUAUCAGAAUGUAUAUUUUUCAGUAGUUUAAGGACUCCCCCUCCAAAGAUAUUUUUGAUUAAAGCAUGAAAAUAUAAGUGUGUUUUGCUGACCCUAUGUGAAAAGGGAAAACCCACCCCCACAGCUUUCUCAAGUUAUAGAAGACAUAAUCUAAUAUAUAUCCUUUUUAAUUUUGUUAAUAACAUAUGGCAUUUCACAAAUCAGGUUUAAGGGAGUAAAAAGGAAUAAUUCCUACUGGGUUGGUUUGCAGUGGUAGGUGUAUCAUACUGUCCCAUAUAGGCUUGCAAAGAAAUGUAUUAACCCCCCACCAGAACUUAAACUUGUUAUUUAGAAAUCAGGUACUAUUUUGAAGCUCUUAACUGUUAUGAAAUAAAGUGUGAUUCUUUGUGCCUGGCUGUACCACAGUGUCAUUGUUGUUAAGCAUAACCCUGCAUACAUAGCAUACAGUGAUGCAUAUGUUUGUGUAUAGGGGGCAUUUGUCUAUCUUUUACCUAUAAGCACAAAGAAGUGUGCUCUGCCUCCACUAGCCAAGAAACAAUUCUGCCUGCAAUAAGAGCAUGUAACAUGUAGGUUCUUUUUCACACUAGCGUAUUCUUUGAGCACGUGCCAAAAUAAUAUCUUUUUGUUACGUUUUAUUUGUAGUGCAAAUAUGUGCUUUACUUGCCCUGUCAAUUGCUCAAUAGUAAAUAAUACUCUGUGUGUUUGCGUGUGUGUACAUGCUAUUGAUAGACCUAAUAUUUACCUGUAAGAGAGCUGAUUCAACAUUUAAAGCUUACAGGGGCAAAUCAUGACCUUGGCAUAGAGCUGUGGCUUGGCGCUCUCCAUUGUGUGAGAACAGAAAUUCCUCUGAGCAGGUGCUGAGCUCCUGCACAGGUGUGUAACCUCAUCCUGGCUCUAGAGGAAAGCAUCUUUAUCUCUGACCCUCAACUGACUGUAAUUCAGGGAUGAUGCCCCAGAGGAUUUCCUGCCUGGUGUUCCACUACAAGAGGAAUAGAGUCUGUAGUGAGGGAGUUGGCAAUAGCUUAUUGGCAUGGAUGUGCCCGAGGUAACUUCUUAAAGCUAUUUGGUGUAUAGGCCCUUGUUCAUAUUUGGGGCUUAUUGAGCCUAUGUGCUUUUGUAUCUCUAAUUUUUAAUGGCACAAGGCCAGUACACAUACUUUUCUCUACAGAAGGCUAGCCAUCUCAGCAUCAGUUAGAUCAAUGUAGAGCCAGUGUAUGUGGAGGGCAAAGGCUUUAUGUGUCCUUUUACACCUAGGGCCCAAGGAGAUGGCCUAUAAUUCUUACCAAAGCACAAUGGUAGAAUCCAGUAUAUGAAACAUAAUGGCAGAAAUGAUGAACUUGCGCCAAAUUCUUACUCGUACUACUGUCCACAUUUUUGAAUGGGAAUGUCUCAACUGGACACACCAAUAAAUCCUGUAGCUGGAGUGGCUAGUCAUGUUACUACUUAGAUACCCAGUUUUUCAUUUUAUGCCCCCCAAGUGCCCACUUGGGCAUGCAGAUGUAUUCUGAUAAGCGUCAGCACUUGAAAACAUUGAGAGGUUAUUUUCUGCAUUCUUUGUGAAACCUUUCUGACUGUAAAACUAGUAAAGGGCCACACCUAAAUGCCAGUGUAAGAAGGUAGUUCUGGCAAUUUUGAAAGACCUACAAACUGGUGUUGCAGCAGCCUCUGGGAGUUUGGGUAAACUGGACAGAACCUCCAAACACUUAAAAUAAGGGGCCAUGGAAAUUCUGCCUAUUAGAAAUGCUUGUGUUUGCAAAAACAGCCAUUUUUCAGUAUUGCUCCAAAUAUAUUGCCCUGAAACCAAAGGGGAAUUUCAAAGCCAGCUAAAAAUGAAAGAACCUAUAUAAUCUCAUAAAAGAUUUGGAAUGGUCUUGGAUUUUGGAUUGGUUCUUUUGUUCAAACCAGUUUCUAUUUUCCUGGUUAUGUGAUUUAAGUGGAGUCUUGCUAUAACAAAGCAGUUUGGUUAAAAAUAAGUAGAAUAAUUGUACCGGUGCAUUUACUGGGUAUUACUAAAAGCCAGUUCGAAAUAUUCUAAAGCCAUUCUGAAAUGGCUAAUAGACUGUAACAUCUUGUGAAUAUAUUUGGGUAAUUGUAUCCAGGAUUCUAUGAUUAUCAAAAGAAAGUAUCUUAAUGUUAGGCUUAUAAAUUCCUAUUUAAGUACUCAAAUUAUUGUCCUGAUUUUGAAAUGUAUUAAGCAGCUGGCUUAUUCAACUAAAAGCAGUCAGCUGAUGAUUUUUUUUUAUAUGUUUGUAUACAAGCAUCUCUUAAGCUCUUUAGUUACUGUAAAGUAUAUGGCAUUUGAAGGAAGCAGUUUUCAUUGUACUUUUAAUCUUCUAAAAAAUGUAUAGUGAAAAGUUUUAAAGCUGUUCACCAGUGGCUACUCACCAAUGGUGAACUGAGCCAGUGGUCUUCAGUUAUGAUGUAUAUUCAAGAUUUAGUUGCCUUUUACAGUAUUUAGCAAAUGCCACAGAACUUGAAUAAAGUUUCAUUCAUGUUAAUUAAAAAUUCAGCUUUGAAAAAAUAUAUUUAUGGGCCUCCCAUAACUCUCCAUUUUAAUUAGGAGUGGCUCUAUGGAGGGUACAAAAGAAAAAAGAAUAAAGGAAGAAUCUCUCCCUACAUGAUGGUGCAUUAUUUUAGGUUCCAGUUUACAUUAGUUGAGUUUGUGUUUGAACUUGCUCAAGUGCUAUUUUAAAUAAAGCAAGUUAAAAAAUGUGAAAUAGUUCAGCUUGGGCUCUGCUAAAUAUAGCUGGUGUUAAUUCAGAUGUUAAUUACAGCUUUUUAUUUUUCUGUGGUAAAUUAUUCUUGCUAGAUAUAUACACAUUUUUAAAGUGGUUAAAUUACAAAAUUAGAGCUCCUGUAAAAGAACCUGAACUUGUUGACAAAACUAUUUCUGCUAGCAAUGUAUUACAUGAGAUGACAAAGUAAAAGACAACUGCAAAAAUUACAAUAUGUAACAUGAGAACACGUGUUUUAUCUUUGGUGGGCUCAGAAUAACUUAGCUUCAGUAGACAGCUACAGCAGACCGUAUUUUCCCCAUAAUGUUGAUUGUAUAAAUUAGUUGGUUUGUCUUUUAAUGCUGCAUAUUAGAGGGAUAUAGUUAAUGUUGGGUAAAUGGGUCGAGGUGUAUCUUUGCCAAGUUUUAAAUUUUAAUAGUGUCAAAAAAUUAAGUAUCAAAGCAAAAAUGAUAUAUAUUUAUACAGAAGAAUAUUUUUUGAAUUCAGUUUCAGGGUUUUUUCAGCUGUGAACAUUUAUUUAUCCAUAUUAUGCUUUGCUCUUUCACUACACUUUUUAUUCGUAUCAUCUUGUUCCCGAAUAUACAGUUGAUUUGGCUUAUAUUUUGUCUCAUAUUUACACAUGUGGAGAAGUGCUUGCUGUCAGGACGUGCCCACUUAACGUAGCAAGUGUAGAAGAACUGCUUGACUUUGUGAUUACUGCUGUAGGUACUCAAUGUCAGAGCCAUGUUUGUGAUGUGGAGAUGGGUCUCGUUCUAGUCUUCCCUGGGGCACUGUGUAGCAUGAUAAAUGGUUUAAAUAAAUCUUACCAUUUCUUGA
Molecule: messenger RNA, 9275 nt
Organism: Gavialis gangeticus (Gharial)
Lineage: Eukaryota; Metazoa; Chordata; Crocodylia; Gavialidae
Gene: TPPP
Product: tubulin polymerization promoting protein
Exons: 4
Coding region: 95-778 (227 amino acids)
Biological process (GO): microtubule bundle formation; microtubule polymerization; positive regulation of protein polymerization
Cellular component (GO): microtubule
Molecular function (GO): tubulin binding
Source: RefSeq, a predicted model, not a curated record